This is a messenger RNA of Williopsis jadinii, 684 nucleotides long. Its product is annotated as ubiquitin-specific protease YUH1. The record is from RefSeq and is a predicted model, not a curated record. The coding region runs from base 1 to 684 and encodes 227 amino acids. NCBI's taxonomy places the organism in Eukaryota, Fungi, Ascomycota, Saccharomycetes, Phaffomycetales, Wickerhamomycetaceae. The transcript has a single exon. Gene Ontology annotation, molecular function: cysteine-type deubiquitinase activity. Gene Ontology annotation, cellular component: cytoplasm. Gene Ontology annotation, biological process: ubiquitin-dependent protein catabolic process; protein deubiquitination.
AUGGCCAGAGCUGUAAUUCCCCUAGAGUCUAACCCUGAGAUAUUCUCAACGUUUGCACAUAACCUCGGGCUGUCUCAGAAGUACAGUUUCCAUGACGUUUAUUCGUUGACGGAUAAAGAUCUCUUAUCCUUCAUUCCUAGGCCAUGUCAAGCCAUAAUCAUGUUGUUCCCUGUAACUGAGGCAUACGAGUCUGUAAAGGACUCAGAGGAGUCUUCAAGAAGUCAUGAUGCUAAUGAUGUUAUCUGGUUCAAGCAAACAGUUAAGAAUGCUUGUGGGUUAUAUGCUCUAUUGAACUCCAUUUCCAAUCUGGACGACAAUGACUUUGAAUCGAACUCUACAAUCGCCAAAUUCAAGCUCGCACAUAACAAUACUGGUAAAGUUGAGCACUUGAUUGAUGAGCUGGAGAGACAAUACACUGAUAUUGCCAACCAAGGAGAGACAGAUGCACCAGAUGCUAAUGACGAUGUUAGCACUCAUUUCAUUGCCUUCAUUAAGAAGAACGGACAUUUGUACGAAUUGGAUGGAAGAAGACAAAGUGCACUAGAUUUAGGACAACAGACCAAUGAUGGCGAUGUUCUUGAAGAGCCUGGAUUGGCACAGAGAUUCCAACACUACGUUGACUUAACCGAUGAAGCGAAUAAGAAUAACUUUUCCUUGAUGGCUCUUGCUCCGUCAUUUGACUAA